CGAAGGGUUUUAGAGAAAUGGCGGUUAGGGUUUAGCGAGAGCGUACUUGUUGUAUUAUUUUAGUGGCUCAUUCCCUCUCUGCAAACGGAGGGGAAUAUCGAAUUUUGGCUACUGUGUCGGCCCACGUCUUCUUCUCUCCAAAAUCCCGAACCAACGAACAGUCGUCCCUUUAAAAUCCCCAACAAAGGACAAAAAAAAAGUUAAGAUUUCACAAUGGCGUAGUGGUUUUUGAGAAAUCUCGUUCUCUUUUUGGAGGUUGACAGGAAUUACUGUAUUUUGUGAACUCUUUUCUGAAAACUAACACUGGUUUUUGUGGGAACACAUUUACAAAUUGGAACGGUGGCUUUUGGACUAUGGGAACAUUUACUUGUUGAUGUCGAGUUCGUAUAAAGGUGGUUCAGAACUGUAUUUAAGUUGUGGGAGACAAGAUGAGGCUACCAAGAAAGGAUUGUGUUUUCUGGAGCUAAGACGCACCGGGAUGGUACAGUGGGGUGGGCGAGUUGCGUCAGUUGACCAGCAUGAGAGAAACAACCCUCAAAUUUCAUCCUCCAUUGUCAAAGAAGAGCAAAAGGAGGAUAAACAAGCUAGGAUAGAGGCAGCUGAUGUGUGUUCUGGAAUUCAGAAGAGGAAGCGCCUUAACCUCUGCCAGCUUAGAGAAGCUAGAGCUGCAAAAUGUCUGAAGCAAACUAACAGUCGUAAAGUUAAGCAUGAGAAUUCCAUCCCCUGCAAGAAAGGGAGUUCUAUGUCUAGCAAAAAGGAGAAUUUCAUAGACAGAUGGUCUACAGAGAGGUACAAGCUGGCAGAGAAACGAAUGUUGGAGGUCAUGAAGGCUGAAGGGGCUGUGUUUGACAAUCCCAUUUCUAGGCCAGUACUGAGACUGGCAGCUCGCAAACACAUUCCAGACACCGGACUCUUGGACCAUCUACUGAAGCACAUUGACGGUAAAGUGGCACCAGGUGGGACUGAGCGGUUUCGUCGAUGUUAUAACACUGAAGGGACAAUGGAGUACUGGCUAGAGAGUGCCGAUCUGGUUAAAGUUAAGCAUGAGGCUGGGGCUGCAGAUCCAAAUUGGGUUCCUCCAUCUUGGUGGAAGCCUAGUGGUGUUGCCAUUCGAGAGUAUGUUUCUUCUGGAGAAUCGAUGCUGCUUAAAGAGGAAAUAGCAAAACUAAAGAGGGAUAUGGAUGAGCUGUUAUCAAAGAAUCGAGAGCAAAAUCAAGCUAAUCGAGUAGAGGAGAUGCACAAGGAAUUGAUGAGAUGGAGAAGUAAGACUGAUCAACGCUUGGUAGAGAUUUCAAGUUCUUUGAGUAGUAUGCGGGACAUGUAUCAGGAAUUGAUGAUAUGGAAGUCCAAGACUGAACAGCAGCUUACGGAAAUUUCAAAUUCAUUGAGCAGUAUGCAAGCUUCAAAACAAUGCACAACCUUUAGUCCAGUUUCUGAAAGAUGGGAGGACUGGUUAGAGAGCAACAACUUGGACACUGUUCAGGGGGAUGACUUUGCACCAUGGUUAGGGAGCACUGACCUGGUUAAUGUGGGACAAGAAGCACUGGUGCAGGAAUGUUCAGCUCCACGGCCUUGGUUGAAACCUUGUGAUAGUCCCUGUCAGGAACCCGUUUGUGCUAGAGAGCUGGAACUGCUCAAGGAAGAAAUGGCCAAAGUGAAAAGAGAUGUGCAGGACCUAAUACCCAAGAGGACAGAAGAUGCUCAAGCUAGUGCCACUCCUGAUUCAUCUGUUACCAACAAUUUGAAGUUUGAUCUCGACAACCCAUUUCUUCUUUUUCAGGAAAUGUUCAAGGAGUUGGUGAAAUGGAAGGCUAAGAUGGAGGAACAGAUGCUGGAGAUUUCGAAUUCUGUUAGUAAUUUGCAGGCGUCAAAACAAUAUUCUACCUGAAGCCCUCGAGUAGAAGAUGAAAAAGGGACGGGAUAGGAUUUUAGUUAGUUUAGUUUUGUUGAAAAGUAGUUACAUCUAGAGCAGUAGCAUUAGAUCUUGUACAGGGUUUUACCAGCUAAUAUGAGCUCCAACUGGUUUUGAAUCGUGGAACCAUUGGGAACGCAUCUGACCUUUUGGCCAUUCUAUGAAACUUACCAAACCUAAACAUACAUCUAAUUUGCUUAAUCUAAUCUUGGGCUAUAUAUGAAGAUGUAAUCUUCUAUUGGGUAGAGCCCCUAAAUGAGUUUGUUAUUCACCGUUGCUGGAUGAUAUCUUGGAAUAUGGUUAUUUAUUGGUUUUAACCCUUUGAUAUUGUAAUAUAAACAUAUUUAUUUGCUAUAGUAUAUGGAGUAGUUAUGUUUCUA
Molecule: messenger RNA, 2292 nt
Organism: Jatropha curcas
Lineage: Eukaryota; Viridiplantae; Streptophyta; Magnoliopsida; Malpighiales; Euphorbiaceae
Product: DYAD protein
Biological process (GO): meiotic sister chromatid cohesion; meiotic cell cycle; reciprocal meiotic recombination
Source: RefSeq, a predicted model, not a curated record